CAUUCGAUCGUGGCGUGUCUCAAUCUCUGAUUUGAAUCGCGUCUCCUCCCUCCCAGAAACCCUCUUCCGCCCCGAAAACAUCAACCCUUCCAGAAACCCUAAUCUCCGAUCGAAACCCCAACCUUCCAUCGUUCUCAUCUCAUAAUCGAUUUCCCUUUCUUUCGGUGGAUUUUGGAACUCGCUUUCGCUUCCUUCGGCGAUUCGAUGCAGAUCACCGAGGAGCAGAGGAGGAGGGCGGAGGCGAACCGGCUAGCUGCCCUCGAGAAGCGGAAGCGGGCGGCGGAGGUAGCGGAUGUCGAAUCUUGGAAGCUUUCGAAGUGCCGCAACAUGCCCAGCCCAGCGACGGUGGAAGCCGCUGUCACGCUGCGGCCGCUCUCCCCGUUUCGGGCCGUCUUUGAGAUCUGUUCUCCUGACGAGUUCUCUGUCACCCCGGAGCCUCUACAGGGUUCUUGGUUCCCCGGCGAGGCCGAUUGUCUCCAGAUCAUCGAGACUUGCGUCUCAUCGGUUGUUCCUUUCUACCUCACGCUUAGCCAGGGUGGUCGAAGGACUUCUGUCUUCAAGCUUUCGGAUUAUGACUCAGUGUUGAGAUGCAUAAAGAAGUUAGCAGUGGUUGAACUGCAAGAAAUCCCUUACACGACACGUUUGGUCGUUGAGAAGUUCUCACAGUCGGUAGGCAGUUGGUGGGUACCUUGCAUGGAGGGCCACUACACGGAGGAACAAGUUGAUGAGCUUCUUGGGAAACUACCCAGGUCUCUAAGAAAUGCACUUCUUCCUUUUCAACUGGAAGGUGUUAGAUUUGCACUUCGAAGGGGUGGGCGAUGCCUCAUUGCAGAUGAAAUGGGUCUAGGAAAGACUAUACAGGCAAUCUCAGUAGCAAGUUGCUUCAGUGAUGAAGGCCCUGUACUAAUUGUUUGUCCAGCUGUCUUGCGAUUUUCAUGGGCUGAGGAAUUAGAGCACUGGCUUCCCACCCUUUUACCAAAGGAUAUCCAUCUUGUAUUUGGUCAUCGAGAUAAUCUUGACUACUUGGAAAGGCAUCCAAAGGUGGUUGUUGUUUCAUAUACAAUGUUGAAUCGUUUGCAGAAGACUAUGUUGGAAAGAAAUUGGUCACUUAUGAUUGUCGAUGAAUCACAUAAUGUACGCUGCACAAAGAAACAAAUGGAGUCAGAAGAGACAAAAUCUGUACUUGCAUUGGCAGCAAAGAUCAAGCGCAUCAUUUUACUUUCAGGGACACCUUCUUUGUCAAGGCCCUAUGACAUUUACCAUCAGAUCAAUAUGUUAUGGCCUGGGUUGCUUGGAAAGGAUAAGUAUGAAUUUGCAAAGAGUUAUUGCUCAGUCAAACUUGUUCAGCGCUCUCAUGGGGUUGUUUUUAAGGACUUUUCAAAGGGUAUCAGACUGGGAGAGUUAAAUAUACUACUUGGGCAAACCGUGAUGGUAAGGCGUUUGAAGGAACAUGUAUUAACACAACUACCACCCAAGCGUCGCCAAAUUGUAUGGGUGGUGCUGAAGGCAGCUGAUAUUCUUCUAGCAACAUCAUCAUGUUCUACAAGUGGCACAAUGGUCAUGGAUGGAGAAUCCAGAAAGGAAUCUUUUGUAGAUUGUUUUUCUGACCAAGAUAAAUAUGAUGGAGAUCAGAAACUGGAGAAAUAUGAUGCCUGUCCAGGCACUGAGUGCAAGAAAUCUCAAAAGCAUCUUUCCCAUCAAGAAAUUGGCAUCGCAAAAUUAUCUGGAUUUCGUGAGUGGUUCUCCAAUCAUUUCAUAUUUAGAGAAUCAGAGGAUGUAGAUAGUGUAGAGAUGGGACUUUGUUCUCAGAAAACAAUAAUAUUUGCUCAUCAUUUAAAGGUUCUAGAUGGAAUACAGGCAUUUAUAUGUGAGAAAGGGAUUAAAUUCGUUCGACUUGAUGGCAAUGUACUUGGUAGAGAGAGGAAACAUGCUGUUGAAGCUUUUCGUUUCUCAACAGAGGUGAUGAUUGCAAUAAUUGGAAUAACUGUCGGAAGCUGUGGGCUAGACUUUUCAUCGGCGCAGAAUGUCAUCUUCUUAGAGCUGCCAGAGACUUCAGCAGAAAUGAUUCAGGCUGAAGAUAGAGCUCAUAGGCAAGGGCAAAAUAAUGCGGUCAACAUUUACAUUUUUUGUGCAAAGGGUACAUCUGAUGAAUCACGGUGGCUGCACUUAAAUAAGAGUUUCUUUUGUUGUUCAUCCAUGACUAAUGGGAAAAAGUAUGCCAUAAAACAGAUAGAGGUGGGCUCAGUUCUUCACCUGAAAUAUAAUGAUAAUUCUCUGAGCGAUUCUUCUAUGGGCAUUUCCACAGUUGACCUGAGUAGAAGUUCAGUCAAGCAGACUAUGCAAGCUAUUGAAAUGUACAACAUAACAGCUCAAGGCAAUGAAAGCAGUGUUCAACAUAAUCAGACUACCAAGGAUCACGAUAUGAAUGGCGAGGAGCAUUCUUUGAUACAUGAAAAUCAAAAUAUCGAUGGCCAUGGAGAACAUGCAGAACAGUCUAACACCGAUUCUAUCUGCAAAACAAUAAAAUCAUACAAUGACACACAGUUUGAUUUGUUGGAGAAUAGUGCCUUUGAGGAGAAGCUACUCUCUGGAAUGUCAAAUGAUGUUGAGGUUGUAGUACCCGAGCCAGUAAUAGUUGACGAGCAUUACAAUACUCAAGCAGAGUGGCUUCGGUUUGAGGUGAGCCAAUAUACAGGGCGGGUUCACUUGUACAUUUGCAUUCUGGGAACGGAUGAAAGACCUAGACCAAUUUUUGAAAAUUUUCGUCCAGAGGAAUUAAAGUCAAUCUUAGUUUCUGCUGGUAAUACAUUUAAGGAAGCAAGUCCAGAAACCCUGAAGACAAAUCCUGCUUACUGGAAUGUUAUCAAGAAAUUUUUUGAAGAAUGGAAUGGUUUAAGGCCUAUUGAGCGGAAUAAACUUCUUGGAAAGCCUCUACAACUUCCUCUUAUUGCUGAGCUUUGCUAUUUGAAAGAUAGCAUCAACCAUGUUCGUGGAGGAUUGCUGAGAGGUGGAAGUAAUAGACGGGUUACCCCUUUAAGUGAUAUUAGCAGUCCUUUACCAGAAAAUUCAUUCUGGAAGAAGAUUACUCUACAUCAUGGUGCUGCAAAGGAAAGAGAGUACAAGCAGGCCUGGACCACAGAAGAUGUACCUCUUUGUAAACUUUGCCAAGACCCUUGCAAGCUACUUGUAUCCAGUGGAAAGCUUGCAAAAGCACCCGAAUACUUUGAAGAUCUAUUUUGUAACCUGAGUUGCUUUCAAGAAUACCGGAUAAGAACUAGUCGAAGCGCCCUUCGGGAGGCACUUUUCCAAAUAGAAAAUGGUGUAUGUACACAUUGCAAGCUGGAUUGUCACGAACUAGUCAAAUGUAUAAGACCUUUAUCCAAAUCUUGGCGGAAGGAAUACAUUGAAAAAGUUGCUCCAAAGUUGGCACAAAAGAAGAAGUUGCUUGAUAAGCUUGUCCAUGAACCAACUGAGGGGAAUGCCUGGCAUGCAGACCACAUAAUUCCGGUAUACAAGGGAGGAGGUGAAUGUAGCCUAGAAAAUAUGAGAACCUUGUGUGUGGCCUGUCAUUCGGAGGUCACCAUGGCUCAACAAGAUGAACGACGCUUAGAAAGGAUGCAGGCCAAAAAGCAACUAAAAAUAGCCAUGAAGGAACUGGAAAAUAUUAAACCUUUUAACUCUACUGCUGAUGAAGGUGGAGAUAAACAGGUUGCUGAAGAAGACCCUCUGUUCGUCAAGGUCCCUGGUAGUGUUUAUUCGAGAAAUGAGCAAUGAAGAUUGGAAAACUUCAUUGAAAUGCUGCAUCCUAGAGCUGGAACAUCAUUUUAAGCGGCUUGACUUAUGAAGAGAGCAAGAAAGUUAAACUGCAGGCUGCUGAUUUCUGUUGUUCAAAGGACUUUUUGGGGAAGUAGACUUGGAGAAGCGGGAGGAAAACGUACUGUAGAACAAGAUGGAAUUACUUCCAGAGGAAUGUUUAUAGCGUCUCCUAGAAGAUAGAAACAGCCAUGAUUGUGACCUGGGUCGUGGUGUCCCCACAGAGCUUUAUCUGAUUUCGACUACGGCGGCUGCCUUCCAUGAGCAUCCAGUACUACAGCUUUGGCACGCACUUGUAUUCACAAGAAAUUUCUGGAAGCUGAAGAAUUAGAAAUCAAAGAAGAAACAAUCUGGUGGCCAGCCGAAGGAUGUUUGCGAUUUCAUUUAAAGAUCACACCAGGAGGGUAAAAAAAUGAAAUUUAAAACGUUGACGCCAUUGAAGAUGAGAUAUGUUGUUCUGUUCCGUCUUAUUCUUUUCUUUUGGGGAGGGGAGGUUAGAUGAAUAUUGUGGUGUUUCUUUAUGUUUCGGAGUUUGGUGUAAUGUGAUUUCACAUAAAUCACAUAAAUUCAAGAGUUAAUUAUAGAUUAUACUAGGUAGUUAGACAUUUUGAACAUUCAGAUGGUUGGGUUUAAAAAAUUUAUAUUGAAAUUCUUAUAGUUAUGAAAAUAAAAUAUAUAAUUUUAUUUACUUUAA
Molecule: messenger RNA, 4507 nt
Organism: Musa acuminata AAA Group (dessert banana)
Lineage: Eukaryota; Viridiplantae; Streptophyta; Magnoliopsida; Zingiberales; Musaceae
Exons: 28
Coding region: 205-3774 (1189 amino acids)
Biological process (GO): replication fork processing; DNA repair
Cellular component (GO): nuclear replication fork
Molecular function (GO): nucleic acid binding; ATP binding; ATP-dependent chromatin remodeler activity
Source: RefSeq, a predicted model, not a curated record